GCAAAGAGGUGGCACCAAACUUUGCAGAACCGGGAGCAGGGACGGACAGACGGACGGACAGCAGGGCUGCAGCCUCCCAGGGACGCCCAAACAUCGAGUGGCAGCUGUAGAGCAUCCCGUCCCCUCUGCUCCCAGCCAUGUCCCUGGUAGGGAAGGAGAAGAGCCACGUGCGCUUGGUCUUCUUGGGUGCCGCCGGUGUGGGCAAGACGGCUCUGAUCCGCCGCUUCCUGCUGGACACCUUCGAGCCCAAGCACCGGCGCACGGUGGAGGAGCUGCACAGCAAGGAGUACGAGGUGAGCGGGGCCACCGUGACGCUGGAGAUCCUGGACACCAGCGGCAGUUACUCCUUCCCAGCCAUGAGGAAGCUCUCCAUCCAGAACAGCGACGCCUUCGCUUUGGUCUACGCCGUCGACGAUGCGGAAUCCUUUGAGAGCAUCAAGAGUCUGCGGGAGGAGAUCCUGGAGGUGAAGGAGGACAAAUUCCCUCCCAUCGUGGUGGUGGGCAACAAGGCAGAGAGCGGCGGCGAGCGGCAGGUGCCGGCGGAGGACGCGCUGUCACUGGUGGAGCUGGACUGGAACAGCCGCUUCGUGGAGACGUCAGCCAAGGACAACGAGAACGUGCUGGAGGUCUUCAGGGAGCUGCUGCAGCAAGCCCGGCUGCCCGGGCGGCUCGGCCCUGCGCUCUGCAGGAGGAGGGAGACCUUCCCCAGCGAGCACGGGCUGCGGCCCCCCAUGAACAAAACCAACAGCUGCUCCGUGUGCUGAGCCCGGCAGGAUGCAGGUGGGCUGCCGGCCAGGACCCCGCUCCUCCCCACCCUUCCCUCCUCAGCCGGCACUGUGGGGUCUUUGGAGUGCAGGGAGGGAGGCGGAUGGGAUGGUGCCGCUUUGGGUUGGUUGGGAAGGCGUGGGGAGAGGGCAGGAUCCCAAAAAGGGGGGUGCCCACCUGGGACGCAGCGGGCACUCAGGCUGCACCCAUACUUGCAGGAAGGGGGCAGACAGUGGGACGUGGGCUGCGUGCAGCCGAAUGCAUCUCUAUGGGCACUGUGCACUGUGCCACCUCCACUCCUGGAUCCCCUCCGGGUUCUGUGCCCACCGCACCCCAACGCCCACAGGUGCAGUGUCCUGCUGCAGCCGUGGUUACGAUGAGUGUCCCAGGUAGUUGUGUUUGGAUAGGCACGUAGAGCAUGCCAUAGGGCAGCCUAUGCAUCUCUUCAGUUUUCUAUUUCUGUUUGGUUUUUUGUUUGGUUGUUUUUUUUUUAAGCAUACCCAAUAAACACGGUGAUGCAAAGCAG
Molecule: messenger RNA, 1291 nt
Organism: Gallus gallus (chicken)
Lineage: Eukaryota; Metazoa; Chordata; Aves; Galliformes; Phasianidae
Gene: RASL10A
Product: RAS-like, family 10, member A
Exons: 1
Coding region: 138-764 (208 amino acids)
Molecular function (GO): GTPase activity; GTP binding
Source: RefSeq, marked validated